This is a messenger RNA of Trichomonas vaginalis G3, 651 nucleotides long. RefSeq lists its product as uncharacterized. Lineage: Eukaryota; Parabasalia; Trichomonadida; Trichomonadidae. The record is from RefSeq and is a predicted model, not a curated record. Bases 1 to 651 code for a protein of 216 amino acids. The transcript has a single exon.
AUGUUCGCAGUAUAUUUUCAUGGGCAGUAUGAAGGUUCUGAUGGUCUAAUAGACAAAUUUGACGAAAUAAGAAUCUUUACAGUUCGUUCAGACGAAAGUCUUGAGAAAACUCUAGAUGACUUUCAAACUCAAAUGAACAAAUAUUAUUGGGAAUUUCAAAAAAAAUACGACUCUUUACUAAAUGGAACAUACUAUCUGAAACUAGAAUAUGACAAGAUGAACUCCACCGUUUCAUUUCAAAAGAUUGAAAUUAACCCUCCAAGAGAUACAGAGUUUUUAUUUUGGGAAGUAGACAAACGUUCUUGGGCACAAUUUCUUCGGUUACUAAACCAGAACGAACCAUUACCACCAGAUGGUCCAUUUCAAUUUAUACUUCCACCAGCAGAUUUGAUGGUUUAUAGAAACGUGUUUGACCCUCAAAAUGUUAUGUGUCAUGCAAGUUUCAGUUCAAGCAACAAUUGUUUUCUAUGUAUUGGUAAGGACCUUUAUGACUUUGCUUCUAAAUUCUACGAACCACCUAGUAACAGUUUCUCUGACUUUCAAGUUUGGUUCACAACAAAUGGUGUGCAACAUAUUAUUCCAUUGUACUAUGACUUUUAUCUCGAAUUGUCUUUCAUAUAUAACUACGGAAAGGUGCUGAAAAAGUAUUGA